AUGGAUUAUCAAAGGUACCCGUCGGCACUGUUCGACUACCCAAAGAGCCUUGCAUAUUCGUCACCUUACGGGGUCGACUACAUCCCAUCUCCCACGGGUUCUCACCAUGCAGUCUCUCCGACAGUGUCGAACGGGGACGGCUGCGGCGGUCCAAACCGGAGAAGGAGGGGUAAUCUACCCAAACAUAUUACCGACUACCUAAAGAAUUGGUUUCUGGCACAUUUGGAUCAUCCUUACCCUACCGAGGAUGAGAAACAACAGUUCGUCCAUGACACACAGCUAACCCUUGCUCAGAUCAGUAACUGGUUCAUCAACGCGAGAAGACGUCAUCUUCCGACAUGGCGGCACCAAGCUCAGGAAAACAGCCGCAGGGCGGCACAGGCUUCAGCCGCCGAGUACGAUUCGGAACAAGGACGACGCUCGCACAAGUCUUUCGACUGA
Messenger RNA from Cladophialophora yegresii CBS 114405, 441 nucleotides. RefSeq lists its product as uncharacterized. The record is from RefSeq and is a predicted model, not a curated record. The transcript has 2 exons. The coding region runs from base 1 to 441 and encodes 146 amino acids. Gene Ontology annotation, molecular function: RNA polymerase II cis-regulatory region sequence-specific DNA binding; DNA-binding transcription factor activity, RNA polymerase II-specific. Gene Ontology annotation, biological process: regulation of transcription by RNA polymerase II. NCBI's taxonomy places the organism in Eukaryota, Fungi, Ascomycota, Eurotiomycetes, Chaetothyriales, Herpotrichiellaceae.